AUGGAUAUGGAUUAUGAAUUGCCCAUCUGCAGUGAUACCUGCAACAAAUGGUUUGAGGCCUGCAAGAAUGACAAGACUUCCUCUGAGGAUUGGCUGAAUGAAUACGCUGUGUAUCGCUUUGAGAAGGGUCCAAUAAAACCUACCGGACCUUGCCGUACUUUUGUCGAGAUUUUUAAGAAUGGAGAAGGAUUGUGUAACAAGAUGUGGGGACCAGGUUACAAGUACGACCGUUCUUCCAAUUGUAUAGUGCAUGAUUUCAAAAGCGAAAACCCGAACGACAAAGUUGUGCCAGUUCCUUCUUUUUCUUAGACGUUGCUUAAGGGUCAAGAAGUUACGUGGGAGCACCUAAGUUGAAAAAUAUGUAAACAGCAUUUAGCUGUACUGCUCAAAGUAUAUCAGAGUACGUCAGAAAAUCGUUCAAUCCAAAAUAAAUGUUUUACUGAAACUGAGAUUAAAGUAAUAAAUAAC
Messenger RNA from Actinia tenebrosa (Australian red waratah sea anemone), 468 nucleotides. RefSeq lists its product as uncharacterized. The record is from RefSeq and is a predicted model, not a curated record. NCBI's taxonomy places the organism in Eukaryota, Metazoa, Cnidaria, Anthozoa, Actiniaria, Actiniidae.